GGAGGUGUACUGAGGCUGCUUAAGAAGACUCUAAGCCAUUUCUCAAACUUGAAAGAAGCUUUGUGCAAGCGGCAGCGGCGACGAAGGGGAAAAUAAUUAGAACGGUGGCGCAAAGCGGUGUGCCGGUAUCGUGAAAGGAGAAACUGCUGUGAAGACGGCUUCCACACCUACAACUUGCAUAGGCGAUGAUGCAUUGCUGACUGCCUGGGGCCCGCUAUGCACCUUUAUGCAGAUGUGCCCCGCAAAGGCGGUAAUAUAUGAAAAGAUAUUGCCGCCGAGGUGCUAGAGGAUGAAGGGUACGGAGUACGGAUAGGACGAUGGAGGAAACUUCUUUUUAUACGAGGUGACAACCCAGCAAGUAUUUUCCGAAACAGUUUUCAAGCAACGGUGUGCUAAUGUUAACCAAUAUCUCUCCAAAGUUACGACUGUUUUCAAAGUUUUACUCUACUGCCCUGUCGGUUCCCAAAGAAUCAGUCGUCGAGCCGAGGAAGUUGCUGUUUCCCCCAAAAUACAAAAAACCGAGACAAGUGUGGCUGGAAAAUUUGGACACCAUUGAUGAGCAGAAGCUUGGUAUCCUAGAGCUACACCCUUCCGUAUUUGCGGCAAAUCCAAGAAUCGAUGUUAUACAAGCGAAUGCAAGAUGGCAAACCCUAUACCGAUAUGUCAGCUAUGCACAUACAAAGUCUAGGUUUGAAUGUAGAGGGGGUGGAAGAAAACCAUGGCCACAGAAAGGUUUGGGUAGAGCUAGGCAUGGUUCAAUUAGAAGUCCACUUUUUCGUGGAGGAGGUGUAAUUCAUGGUCCAAAGUCACCUACUCCUCAUUUUUUCAUGUUGCCUUUCUAUACCAGAAUUCUGGGUCUAACAAGUACUUUGUCUGUGAAGCUAGCUCAAGAUGACUUACACAUUGUAGAUAAUUUGGAAAUACCUACAGAUGAAAGUACCUAUUUAGAAGAACUUGUUAAAACCAGGAAUUGGGGGCCAUCUGUGUCGUUUGUUGAUACGGAGGAUAUCAUGCCAAGAAACAUUACAGCUGCUUCCGAUGCUGUGAAGCAUUUCAAUCUGAUGCCAGUAUAUGGUUUGAAUGUGUACUCAAUGUUGAAACAUGAUACACUUGUACUUACUAGGUCAGCUGUCGAUACUAUAGAAAGUAAGAUACUAACUCAUUUGCAUAAAAGUGAUACUACAGCUUGUUUGUCAAAAUACAAAGUAGAUCAGAAAUAAUAAAUCAUAUAUUUAGUAUAUAAGA
Messenger RNA from Acanthoscelides obtectus, 1245 nucleotides. NCBI's taxonomy places the organism in Eukaryota, Metazoa, Arthropoda, Insecta, Coleoptera, Chrysomelidae. The record is from the annotation of a GenBank genome assembly.